CGGGUCGUUUUCUCUCUGCCACGACUACGACCGAUUGAAGAGAGAGAGUGAAAAAAGCAAGGAAAAAAAGCUGCAAGUGUGUUUGUUCCGCGCGCGCCCCUCUCCUUUGCUCGCCUACUUUGUUUCCGGUGCCAGUACUAAAACUACCGGAAGUCGAACCGGAUUCGGGUGGAAUCCAGUUUAAAUUGUGACCAAGAAGGAAAAUCUACCGAGCGAAAUCAUGAGCGAGGACCACCAAAAUGGCGAUCACCAGAACGGUGACGAGGAGAUCCGCGAGCCCGAGCACCUGCGCAAGCUGUUCAUCGGCGGGCUGGACUACCGCACCACGGACGAAACGCUGAAGGCGUACUUUGAAAAGUGGGGCAAGGUCGUGGACGUGGUGGUCAUGAAGGACCCCAAGACGAAGCGGAGCCGCGGCUUCGGCUUCAUCACGUACUCGAAGCCGUACAUGGUGGACGAGGCGCAGCAGAAGCGACCGCACAAGAUCGAUGGCCGCGUGGUGGAGCCCAAGCGGGCCGUCCCCCGGCAGGACAUUAACCGGCCGGAGGCGGGCGCCUCGGUCAAGAAGCUGUUCGUGGGCGGCCUGCGGGACGACUUUGACGAGGAGCACCUGCGGGACUACUUUGGCAAGUUCGGCAACGUCAUCUCGGCGUGCAUCGUGACGGAGAAGGAGUCGGGCAAGAAGCGCGGCUUCGGGUUCGUCGAGUUUGACGAUUACGACCCCGUGGACAAGAUCAUCCUCCAAAAGAGCCACACCAUCCAGAACAAGAUGCUGGACGUGAAGAAGGCGCUGCCGAAGCAGGAGAUGGACCGGUUCAAGAGUGACGGAGUGCGCGGUGGAGGUGGCGGCGGUGGUGGAGCCUGGGGAAAUCCGCCCCGUGGUGGUGGACCGUCCCAGAGCUGGGGCCAGGGAGGAGGUCGUGGAGGUGGCGGUUGGGGCCAGGGCCAGCGUGGCGGCCAGGGCGAGUGGGGUAACGGAGGUGGAUUCCAGCAGCAGGGUGGAUUCAGCAACGGAGGCUACGGAAACGGGGGUGGGUACGGCCAGACCGGAGGUGGCGGAAACUGGAACCAGGGUGGAAACCCGUGGGACCAGAGCUGUGGCCAGCAGGGUGGCUGGGGACAGCAGCAGGGCGGUUGGGGCCAGCAGCAGGGAGGCUUCGAGGCCGGCUUCGGCAACAACUACCAGCAGGGCUACAACGCCGGGCCGGUGCGCGCCGGAGGCUACCAGAACCAGCGGUCGGCACCGUACGGAAUGGAAUCGUACGAGGGGGGUACGUAUGGUAACCAGGGUGGAUUCGGCAGCGGGGGCGGCUACGGAGGCGCCGGCAACCGAAGGUAUUAAAAUGGACCUUUUGGGGACCACCUUCGACAACGGCGGCCUGAUGCACCUCUGGAGGACGGACAAAGCUACACAUUCUACUGUGUACAAGGUGUGUUGAGAAACAGACAGAGAGAGAGAGAGAGUAAGUCAAGCAAGUUGAGAGGUUCAGAAAUCAGGAGUUGAUUGACUGAAGCACAGACAAAAAGAAAGAGAGAGAGAGAAGUAAACAGAGGCAGAGAGAACAAUAGGCAUCAGCGCUCGCCAGAAAGAGGAUAACGAAGAAGGAGAAGGAUGGCAGAUGGGAUCGUGAAAGCAGAAACAGAGAAAGAGCGGGAGAGUGCAGGACGCGAAAGCAUUCUUAUUUUUUUUUAUUACGCUAACCAAGAAUACAGCAAAUUGAGAAGGAAACAACAACACAAUUAUAAUAGACAAAUCAUGCAAAUUUGGGGUGAGGGAGAACUUUUAGUGAGAAGAAGAGGAGUAAGCAGUGGUGGGCAAAACUAGACACGAGAAGAACAAGAACACAACCACCAGCAAAGUACAAUCAGUCGCUCGCAGAUAAGCUGUUAGUGGAGUCCCGGAGAAACACGCGCGCUUUCUUCUUUCUCUCACUGGAAUUUCUUCCCGCGAGAAGCAGAUGUAAAAGAGCAGAAAUUUUCGGGAUCUUUUUUUUGUUUCGUUUUUCUUACGAAUUGUGUGACAAAUUGAGGUGAAACAAAGCAGAAGAAAUAUUGAUUAUGCAAACAUUUAAACGUAGACAAACACUACUUUGUAAGGUUCGGUUGUAAGAACAAGUUAUCCUUAUUUUUCUCUCGCAAUAUACGCCUACACAAACACAUUACACACACAUCCACAAAUAUUACACACACAAAAAAAGAAACAAUUAAGUAUAGUAAAGGAAUGUUUAGGUAAGAAAAAAAAACUCGUAAAAAUCGUCCAUCAAAAGAUAAAGAUUAUACAAAAAACCACACUAAAAGCAUACCAAAACAAAACAAAUUUACUAGUUGAGCAGAAGAUUAAACAGAUGGUAGAAGGUACAGUGAAGAGAAGGCAAGUUAUGAGAAUCAAACUUAACGCAAACAUCUGUACAUAUUUUCUAUCAAAUCUUUUUUUUGUUUUAUAAAUAUUUUCUCGACUCAGCAAGUAACCGUUCUGAAGCGUGCUGUUUUUUUUUAUGAUUCUUGAAACAAAUCUGCCCAAAUUUUCCACGCAGAUUUUCGUUUCCUUUCCUUGGUUUGGAUUAUUUAUUGGUUGGCCUUCCGUCCCACAAAAACAAAGCAAAUCCAACUAUUUCCCUUUCGUUGAACGGAUUUUUUAAACCUCAAACCCAACAUUCUGCAGCAAGUCUCGCAGACGAAAACAAUAGAAUAAAUGGUAGUUUGUAAACUUCUAUGUCACAGAAGUAGAAAAGAGAGUGGAACGACAAAAGGCAUAACAAAGAAUGAGAAGCAAGUCACAACAGAAGCGAGAAGUAACGAUUCAACUGUACUAACGUGUAGCAUUAAAGAACAACUUAAGAUUUAAUCAAACUAAAUGUUCAAAUCAAGUAAAAAUUUCGAGACUAGUAAAGGAUAAAAAGUAUAGUGAGAAAAAAA
Culex pipiens pallens (northern house mosquito) is the source of this 2916-nucleotide messenger RNA. RefSeq names its product heterogeneous nuclear ribonucleoprotein 87F-like. Gene Ontology annotation, molecular function: RNA binding. The record is from RefSeq and is a predicted model, not a curated record. The transcript has 5 exons. NCBI's taxonomy places the organism in Eukaryota, Metazoa, Arthropoda, Insecta, Diptera, Culicidae. Bases 221 to 1342 code for a protein of 373 amino acids.